Messenger RNA from Caenorhabditis auriculariae, 6083 nucleotides. The record is from the annotation of a GenBank genome assembly. Lineage: Eukaryota; Metazoa; Nematoda; Chromadorea; Rhabditida; Rhabditidae.
AUGACAAGUUUCAGAUCGGGUCGAAUGAGCAGCAAAAAGUGUUCAAUAGUUUGCCAUUGACGGCUUUUCUACAGCCAAAUGAUGAUCCCGGUGAUGUGCUGGCCUCACUCAUCAGGUUGUUGGUGAGUUUGAAGGAUGAAUUUAUCUGUUUGGAUUGAGUAAGACAUAUUAUAAACGAUGAGAGUUUUUCACGCUUCCAAACACAAAAAAAAGCUACCGUAAACCUAGAAAUCUUUGCGCUUUCGCUGCGAGAUGCUUCAAAAAACGCUGAUAAGGUAUCCCGCGAGAAUUUUUUCACGUUUCCCUAGAUUUUUGAUUACGAUCACGUUUCCUGUUGAUAAAAUUAUUCAUUCACACCGAAUAAAUAGUAAAUUAUAUUGUAAAUUGAAGUAAAGAAGUAAAAGAUUUGCACUGAUGAGAAAAUUUGAGCUGGCGCCAAAAACACAGUUAAAAGUCUAGAUAAAGUUUGCCAUUUUUUCGUCCAACUACAAUUCCAUUUAAAUUUUCAAUAUUUCUUAUUUGUAAUAGGAGAACAAUGACAUCUACUCGAACCGAGUUGUGAACGGCGAAGGGGCCGUCGUGUUCGUGUUCGUCAAUUCGGACUGCCUGAAGUUCUGUCAGAGCAGGAGGUUGAUGAUGAACAGCGGCGACACGGCGUCGAUCCUCGACCAGGGCAACUUCAUCGUCCGCUACUUGUACAUGGCCAACGAUAACGCCCAAUUGCGUUAGUUUUCUUGUACCCUGAAGAAAAAUGAUUGUAUAGCCGUUUCCGUUUCUAGGUUGUCACGAUUUUACGCCGAACUACAUAACUCUUCCCUUUGAUACACGUGGCCUGUCUCUGUGCAUGCGCCUUUAAAAUAACGGAAAUCUCUAGGCGAUCUCAAAGGCGCAUGAACGAAGAUAGGCCGCGCGUUUAGAAGAUAAAUGCUCGGAAUGGUCUGGGAAAGCAAAGUUGCUCCACGGCGAAUAAACCACAAAAAUUUUUUUUCGAUGUUUAUUUUUCCAUGAGUUUUAUCAUAUUUUUAUGCUUUAAAAAGCUACUUAUACGUAUAGAAAAAUUGAUGAUACGGUUGGUUUGAAGUUAUUCGACGCCUAAAUUCAAAUUUUACUUCCGAUAUUUAUGGUGUUAUCACUUUUUGAAUAUCUGGAAAAAAGCUAAAAAAUUAGAAAAGAUGUAAAAUGCAUUUUCUAUUAUCAUUAAAAAGGAUCUUUUUAAGACUAUUUUUAUUUACAUUGGAAAUGGUUUGUUGGAUUUUGAAACAAGUUUCACCUUUUUCUCCGUUGACAGUUUUUUCGCACAAGUAUUUUUAUUCUAUUUUUUUUCAGCCUGCCUGCAGUUGCUGUUCACGGACUGCACAAAAUGGUCGUCGGCUCUCUGUGAUAUGAAUAUUUAUGGCAAUGGCCCGAAUAUCACUUCACUUUCUAAUGCCGCGAAUUCUGCAGUCACUUGUGCUGCGGACAACGGUGGAUUGAAUACUACUGGUUGGAUUGAAACGAAAAAAUAACAAAAGAGGUUUUUUUUCAGGCAGGAUAUUGAUAAUUGUCCUCCCGUGCUUCUUUAUCGCAGUGAUUAUUAUUAUCGCCAUGUGCCUUCGGUACAAGAAAAGUGUACAGCGGCUGAGAAUGCAGAUUUUCGGAACUCAGUUCGUUUUUUCUCUGUUUAAAAAUCUUGGCAAAAAUGGUUCGGUUCCAUUUCAUUGUCUUAUGCUUUAUGAAGGGAAUUUUUGUCUUUUCUUGAAAAAAAAAGUUUACAUUACGUGUUUACGUGUUAGGUCAAAGAUUUAAGGACUGUGGGUUAACAAAAAAAAUGAAAAAUGAAAUGAAAAUGGUUUUUCAUUCAAUUAUCAGACAUUAUAAGCUAAUUUAAAUGAAAAACGGAUAGUUAGGGAAAAAUUUAAAAAAAAAGUGAUUUUAUUUUUGGUAAUUUUCAAUAAUUUUCAAUUUUUACGAUGCUUUUUAUACUUUCAAAGACUCUAGCGAUAUGAUUCCAACAAAAUUUUUUUGUAAAAUUAUUCGAAAAAAAUAAUUUUUUUCAUAACUUUCUGUUCAUGAAUCACGUCCUGAUAAUCAUGAAAAAAAUUUUUUUAAGUUAUUAUUUUUUUGAACCUUUUUUUGGUGAUAAUUUUUGAAAGAAAGCCAUUCAAUAUAAAAAAAUUUGACCUGAAAUUAUGAACGAUUUUUUUAAAAAGAAUAUUAUUGAUAUCAAGUGUUUAUUUGUAACCAAUAGAAUUUUUUUAAGAUUACUCGGCGAGCGAGCAAAGAAAGAUCAGGCGAAAAACCUCUAUACGGACUUGUUAUUGGCGGUGGCUUCGAAGAAAGACGAUUGGGAGAUCGAACCGAGGGAUUUGACGAUUUUGCACGAUUCUUUGCUGGGCAGUGGCGCUUUUUCCAACGUCUACAAAGGGACUUUGGCAGGUAAGGAUGUAAUAUUUGAGUUCUAGAUUGAUAAAAAGAAAAUUGAAUUUUUUUUUUUAGGUCUUCCGAUCAUUGCAUGUAUGAAAAUGGAGAAAGGAAAAAGGAAAAUUAUUGAUAAACACAAAAGUUAGAAUCAAAUUGGAUAGGCUGGAUAAAAAGUUCACUUUCAAAUGAAUAUAUGAAUAAUUCAAAUGAACUGAAACUUUAAAGCUCGAGCCUUUUUUUUCUUGUUUUAAAAUGAAUUUUUUAAAAAAGGAUUCAUAGGAAAUAUUGAUGGUGAGAAUUUUGAAGCAACAGCAACUUUUUUGAGACGCUGAAAAUCAAAGUUUGUGAAAUUUUCGUCUUUACAUCCAUAAAAAUUUCUUUGAAAACGACGAAAAUUCCCGAUUUUAGAGCGGUAUAAUGGUUUUAGGUGCAUUAUGGCGUUUUUAUUUUAAAGAUUUUGGAUAAAGUUCGCCGAGGAAUUUUCGGAAAACAUCACUGUUUCUAAUAGGUUCUGAUUAAACAUUAUGUAACAGUUCCCAAAAAUGAAACAAAAAGAAACUUUAGGAACUGAGCCAAUUGGACGAAUUUUCCAGGAAGAAUCCCCGUCCUGACGGUCAAUCCGAACCUGAACCUUGUCAUGGACUCGUAUUCGACCGGAAGUACUGUGGUGGCCGUGAAAAAGCUCCCAAGCCAUGCCGACGACUCGAAUCGCUUGGAAUCUUUCCAAGAAAUCGAGUUCAUGAAGCAGUUGGGCUAUCACGCUCAUGUCGUCAGGUUGGAGCUCAUUUUUUGGAGAAAUCAGAAAAUCUGUAAAGGGUGUCCCUGUCACUUGAAAAAAAAAUAGGAAUAAAAGCUACCGUAAGAUUAUUUCCAUGACUGAAACGAGAAAAAUUGAUUGAUUGAUUGAUAAAUUUAUUUAUUGAUUGAACGAUUGAACAAAGCUAUCUUGUCAAAUUUGCUGCUGACAUGCGUUAAAAUUUGGGAAAAAAAUUACUUCGAUUUAGAUUUGUUUCGAUUUAAUGUAAUUUAACUAAGUUUGUAGUUCUGAUCUCAAUUUUUAACUAAGUUUCUCUCUUCCAACCUUAUUCAAAGAGAUCUUUUCCUUUCUAAGGGAACACAUUUUGAAGAAAUGGCUUACAAGGCACUAGGAAAGUUUCGUUGCCGCUUUGAACUUUUUUUUCGAGUUCAACGCUAAUUCCGAUAUUUUUCAAGCAUGCUCGGAUGUGUGAGCAAUCCCAUUGAUCCGCUGAUCGUCGUCGAAUAUUGUGCCCAUGGAGAUCUUCUCAAAUUCAUCCGAAAGCAUAAGGAUCAUUUAUUAAUGGUUUCCGACCUUUUCUCAUCUGAUAAGGACCUCUAAAGUUUAGGAUCGGGACGACGUCUGCCCGAUCGAUGUGGAUUUGUGCCUCCGAAUGAAGAAUUUGAUCUCGUUCGCUUGGCAAAUCGCCGACGGGAUGGUCUACCUUUCGUCGAAGAAUUUCAUUCAUCGAGACCUUGCCGCCAGAAAUGUUCUCAUCACAAAUACGCUAGUGGCCAAGGUAAGAAAAAUGAAUGGAAAAAAAAUAUUCUGGCCGGAAAAAGGCCAACUUUCUCGGUUCUUUAUCUUAAAAGACUGGUAAUGUGGGGUAUAUCCCGUUUCACGCCAGUUGUCGCAAUUUUUAUUUGCCUCCGAGCGUGUGACUUGUCACUGUGCAUGCGCCUUUAAUUUAGACUUUAGGUUAAAGGCGCAUACAUAGAGGUAGGCUGCGCGCAUCGGCAGGAAAAGUUACUUAGCCCUUGAAAAUUCAGUAAUUUAUUUGACAAAUCGCUAUCCUAUUUAUUAUGAUGAUUAUUUCCUUCCUUGAGAUGAAAUUUUGAGAAUCGGCGUUUUUUCAGUAUGUCCAUUUUCAUGUAGACUUGCUCUUUUAAACACUGCUUUAAACGGAAAUAUGUUCUUUUUUCUAAAUUUUACGGUAUUUUGACUCACAUUUUUUGAACCACAUUUAAAUAUAGUUUGUGUGUUGAAAUUUCACGGAACGACAUUCCGCUGUUCCGCUGCGUGCGUUCGCGAAGCGUCUUUCGAAUCUAGGUCACGCUUUCAAUUGAUGGUUAUUGCUGUGGGAGCAUAUGAAAGUAGAGUACCUUAAUAAAAGGGAAAAAUUAAAAGAGCGACCAAGGUUCGCAAAGGCGCUCAGCGGCACAGCGGAAUGUCGUUCGUUGAAAUUUCAAAUCGUGGUACACAGGCUACAAUCUUUCCUUCCGACCUAUGAACAAGCAUCUAACGAAAAAUGUUUCUUGGGACGAUUUUUUUCCUGUAUUCGAUCUUUUUUUUCAGAUUAAUUUUGUCGUUUUUCAUUCAGAUUAGCGAUUUUGGAUUAUGCCGUCAACUCAGCACCAGUUUGUACACAUCCCGAGGCGGACGACUGCCGAUAAAAUGGAUGGCCAUCGAAUCUUUAAAGUACUACGAGUUCACCAGCAGCAGUGAUGUGUGAGUUGUCAUGACGUCAUUCGAAAUCGCUCUGUGAGUGGCUCGCUCUCUGAUUGGUUCACCAGGCCAUUAGAGGCGGAGCUUGACGCCUUGACGUUUAAAAUCUGAACAUUACGCACAAACUGUCAUUCAAAGAAUAGAUAUAGUUGAUUCACGGCUGGCUUGAGCCAUCGAGAAUGGGUCCUGACACGAAAAAAAAGAGUGCCUGGUUGAUGGGGAGCGCAGGCAGACCACAUCUUUUUUCGUUCCUAAUGGACCAAAAUUUUACUUUUUCAGUUGGUCCUUUGCCAUUCUUCUCUUCGAACUUUUUUCCCUGGGAGAAAGUCCCUAUCCGGCCAUCCAACCGACGGAUAUGAUCUCUCACCUGGAAGGUGGCAAUAGGUUACCGCAACCGGAGAAAUGUCCCAAUGAAGUGUGAGUUUUAAAGAAAAAUAGGAGAUUAUGUUGUAAAAGCCGUUUUUGAAGUGAUUUUGAGAAAUUCGAAAUUAUCUCUGACCCUUCGAAUUUUUCUGAUGGCCAUUUUGAGUAUCCCGGAAUUAUUCCGGACGCGAAAAAAAAACGCAAAGCUUUUGAAUACCGUUAAUUUGUGACUUUUAAUCGGAAAAAUCCUUCAAAGUGAUUUUUUCAAGGUAUGCGAUCAUGGAAAAUUGUUGGAAUGUACUCCCAGCCGAAAGGACGACCUUUCCAAGGGUAAAACUUUCAAUUUUUUUGUUGUUUUGAUGGUUUUUAUUUGUAAUAUUAUGACCAAAAAAGGCUUUCUACCCCAUGAGCCGUUCCCUUACAACUACAAAAAUGAUUGAAAGAUGAAAUUGAGAAACUUUUUAGAGGGGAUCUUAUCUCAUUCAAGGUUUUUGAAGUUUGAAAUGCUGAAAAUUCGGUUUUGAAAGCGGUUUUAAUAGAGUUAUUCCAUUUUGGAGAUUAGAAAGCAUCAAAAAAAAGAAGGAAAUAAAAAAUGAAUAAAAAACACAAAUUUGUGCAUCAAAAGUCAAAUUUUCUGCAGCUACGCGACGAUCUCACCACAUUACUGAACUCGGACGACGAGAACUACGGCUACAUCACGCUGAGGAACCCGGCGAACAUGCCGAAAAUGUCGCCGGAGUCGAUCCAUCGCCAAAUCAGCAAACAAGACGUCGAACUGCAGUCCCUGGGACGCGUCAGCUCGGUUGUUUCCGAGUUUGAACAUAAAUAUGACAUUGUACCCGAGGAUGAAGGUCAAUGA